CUAAGUUUGGAAUUAAAUAAAGAUAGAGAUGUGGAAAGAGUACAUGGGAAUGGUAUCAACACCCUUGAUAUUGAGCCUGUUGAAGGAAGAUACAUGUUAUCUGGUGGGUCAGAUGGUGUUAUUGUGCUUUAUGACCUUGAAAACUUGACCAGAGAACCAAGUUACACAUGUAAAGCGCUUUGUUCUGUGGGAAGGGGACAUCCUGAUGUACAUAAAUUCAGUGUGGAGACGGUCCAGUGGUAUCCUCAUGACACUGGCAUGUUUACAUCCAGCUCAUUUGAUAAAACCUUGAAAAUAUGGGAUACAAAUACUUUAAAAUCUGCAGAUGUCUUUCACUUUAAAGGAACAGUUUAUAGCCAUCACAUGUCUCCAGUUGCUACAAAUCAUUGUUUAGUAGCAGUUGGUACCAAAAGCCCCAAAGUACAGCUCUGUGACUUGAAGUCUGGAUCUUGUUCUCACAUUCUGCAGGGUCACAGGCAAGAAGUACUGGCAGUGGCUUGGUCCCCACGUCAUGAAUAUGUUUUGGCAACAGGAAGUGCUGAUGGUAAAGUGAAAUUAUGGGAUGUGAGGAGAGCAUCUGGAUGUCUGAGUACACUUGAUCAGCACAACGGAGAAAAGUCGAAAUCAUCUUCAGAGGCAGCAAACAGUGCUCACACUGGGAGAGUUAAUGGAUUAUGCUAUACAAAUGAUGGACUUCAUCUGUUAACCACUGGUACAGAUGAUCGGAUGCGACUCUGGAACAGCUCCACUGGAGAAAAUACAUUAGUGAAUUAUGGGAAAGUCUGCAAUGAAAGCAGAAAAGGACUCAAAUUUACAAUCUCUUGUGGCUGUGAUCCGGAGUUUGCCUUUGUACCAUAUGGUAGUACCAUUGCUGUUUACACGGUUUUCGCAGGAGAACUGAUAACUGUGCUUAGAGGGCAUUACACUGCUGUCAACUGCUGUGUAUUUCAGCCUAAUUUUCAGGAACUUUAUAGUGGUAGCAGAGAUUGCAAUAUUCUUGCAUGGAUACCAGCUCUACGAGAGCCAGUUCCUGAUGAUGUUUCUGAAAAGUCUCUGCCUCAACAGCAUUUAAAUCCAGCAUAUGAAGAUGCAUGGAGCAGCAGUGAUGAUGAAGGCUGAAUUUCAAUUAUGCGUUGAUAUGCAGUUGACAUGCAGGCACUGCGUUCACAGACUUCAUUUACAGAAUUGGAUAUUGUCUAUUACAACUGGAUUUUUGGUACAGUUCUGUUAGGAAAAGUUAUUUCAGAAAUAAGUUUCCACUGUUCUGUGUUUUUUCCUUCACUGUUAAAAGUUAGAUCUAAAGGAUUGUUUUUUCAUGCUUACUGACUUUUAUACUUACCCUUACACAUUGGCAUUCUUUAUUCAGUGUUGAAUAUCUGAUGAAAGAAAAACAAAAUCCCUUGG
Nestor notabilis (Kea) is the source of this 1404-nucleotide messenger RNA. RefSeq names its product excision repair cross-complementation group 8 (gene ERCC8). Gene Ontology annotation, molecular function: protein binding. The transcript has 11 exons. Lineage: Eukaryota; Metazoa; Chordata; Aves; Psittaciformes; Psittacidae. Gene Ontology annotation, biological process: protein polyubiquitination; transcription-coupled nucleotide-excision repair; proteasome-mediated ubiquitin-dependent protein catabolic process. Gene Ontology annotation, cellular component: nucleotide-excision repair complex; Cul4A-RING E3 ubiquitin ligase complex. The record is from RefSeq and is a predicted model, not a curated record. Bases 94 to 1119 code for a protein of 341 amino acids.